AUCAGUAAAAAAGACAGUAAAUUAAAGCAAGGUCAUAACAUAAAAGCAUUAAUCUUAUAGUCAAGGCUCUAUACGUAAUGGAGCAAUGAUUAAAUUCGAUAAACGCGAGUUUACGAUUCGGAAUAGUGAGUUACGUGAGAAAUAAACCAAAAAUAAUAUUUGGGGUAUAACAUCAAAUCGACGCCGUUGUGACAAGAACGGCAGACGAGCUGAAAGCAAGACGGAAAACGCUUCCGACACUCGGGGUUUUUCGACGAAGGAAAGAUUGCUGUGAAGAGAAGCCAAAACAAACGUGAAGAUAAACAGUGUCUCGCCAUAGUUGCGUAAAAGAAGAUGGAGAGCAGCAAAUCUACUUUGUUACCUUUUGACACCAAUAACACGGCAUCGAUUGAAACACGCUGGAUGAAAUGGAAGAGAUCUCUGGAGUUGUUCCUAGAGGUGAAUUAUCCCAUCGAAGUCGUAUCUGCUGCAUUUCAGUGCAUCACAGAUACAGGACCUUUUCUUCGCUACACCUGGACACGAUGAACCCCUGCCAGCGGAGUCGGACGUUUACUAGGAGGCGAUAAGAUUGCUGGAUGCUCAUUUUGCACCUUUCACCAAUGUUCCUUACGAUCGGUACGUGUUCCGGAAAAUGAAGCAAACUGAAGAUGAAUCUGUGGACAAAUUCGUCGCCCGCAUUCGAGAGCAAGGGCGCCUGUGUGAGUACGGGAAUGCACUCGAAAUGCGAGUUACAGAACAGGUGUUUGACAACAGCCGAUCGGAUGAGCUGCGUGAAGUGAUUAUUAAGAAGAAGUUGAUGAAUGUGGAAGAAAUCGUGCAGGAGGCACGGAUCUUGGAAACAGGGAACCGUAAUAAGGAGGAUACGAAGAGAAAUUUUGCUCCUAUGGGCCAAAGUUGUGUGAACCAAAUCAAAAAGGCUGCGAAGAAAGAAAAGUGUUUCCGAUGCGGCAAUGCUGGACAUUUUGCCAAGGAUAAAAGUUGUACCUCAAAAAACAAAGUGUGUGAUAGCUGUAAGCUAGUGGGAGAUUUCCGGAAAAUGUGCAAAACCAAGCCGGAGAACCGAAAACCUAAGAAUGAAAGAAGCAAGAAGAAGGUGUGGCAAGUUCAAGAUUCCGAAGACGAGAGCGGUGUCCAAUGCGGCAUCGAAAUCAGCAGCGAAGAUAGUGACGACGACGUACAGCACAUUUACGCUACCGGAAGUAAACACGAUCUGGUGGAAUUGUUUGUCGACACCGGCGCUCACGUUAACGUCAUCAGCCGAACUACAUGGUCUACGGUAACGGUAAACUAACAGUCCACAAGACUUUCAAACCGGAAAUUACCACCCGUUCGAAGCGAGUAUACCACGACGUGUAUGUUGUGGAUAACAAAGCAGGAGCGAAUUUGCUGUGCAAGAGUACAUCGUUGAAGGUGGGAAUCCUGGAAAUCCAUGCACAGGCGUUCUGUGUGUCAGACAACGGGGACCCUAGGGUGGGAAAGGUGAAAAAUUUGCUACGUUUCCCUACAACACCCAAAAUUUUAUGAAUCUUCUAGUACAACUCUAGAUGGUAGCUUACCAUCAAUCAUACUGUAAUUUUUCGAAAAAAGGUGGUGACUUGAGUGUGAAACAAUCGAUAGAACAUCGAAGGUACAUGAGCAAAUUAACGAUCAUCUCUUUUGCCAAUAGUGCCGGGGGAUACCCCUCACCAUUCCUCCCCAAGUUUGGUAAGGGAGAUAAUCAACCCGAUUCGUAACUUCCUCAAAAUCGACCUUUGCUUUUUACUCUCUAUAUACAAUUUUUACACUGCCGUACUCUAACGGAACUAUCAUCUCUAUACUUUCAUUUCCUCAUUUAUUGUAUAAAAUGACCAGUCUGAUAUUUUAUGUUAAGCAUCUCCAACUAAACAGAGUAUUAAAAAAAACUGGUACAACAAUAAUAAUAACGUCUUCGUUGUCUGCGUUGAUUGAUGAAUUAAUGAAGAUCAUGUGUCAAAUGAAAUGUAUAAGCGGUCACAUAUACCUUUUAUGCUUUCUUAUAGGACCUAUGUGGUUUGUCUUAUGGAAUGUAUAAGGCUGAUGUUUUGACAAAAAUGUAUAAGUGAAACACAUGAAUAAAAUAAUUGAUUUUCGUUUCGUGUACAAAAUGUUAUCGAUUUUCAGUUUUUUUUCCUUGAUUUGUUUUCCGUCGAUCUGGUUUUCCGUACUGAGCACCAAUGCUACCGAUGCCAGGGAGGCAGCUCCCACACCUAUCAGACCCUACCUAUCGACCCAUCAACUCAUGAACCGGGGACAAACUUCUUUCCUUCUCUGUGUGGUGUGGUGUGGUGUAGUGGUAAGCGUGAUUAUCUCUUACCCCAGCAGGCCUGGGUUCAAUCCCAGUCGGCGUCGCCGGGAUGUUCUGAGGCAUAACGUCUCUGAUCACGCCUUCCUUCGAAAGGGAAGUAAAACCGUUCGUAGGUAGGGUCCAGCUGAGGGAGCUGCCUCUCUGGUGUCGGUAGCAUUGGUGCUCAGCACGGAAAACAAGAUCGACGGAAAACAAAUCAAGGAAAUCAUAAUAAUAAUAAUAAUUUCACAAGAUGACAGAGGUCGAUAUUCCGAACCAGAGUCUAUCCCGAAUCGAACAAAAUGUCACUGUUCCACCUAAAGCAAUUUAUGCUUAUCGGCAUAAGUAAUAAUGCAGGGUGCAUUCCGACCUGAUCUAACCCACACGCAGAAAAAGUGAUUUUUGUUUCAGGGCCUAAUGUACUUUGCUAUUGAUUCAAACAUAUUGUAUCACUAUUUCAACAAAACAUAUUUUUGAAUCAACAA
Messenger RNA from Ochlerotatus camptorhynchus, 2787 nucleotides. RefSeq lists its product as uncharacterized. NCBI's taxonomy places the organism in Eukaryota, Metazoa, Arthropoda, Insecta, Diptera, Culicidae. The record is from RefSeq and is a predicted model, not a curated record. Gene Ontology annotation, molecular function: zinc ion binding; nucleic acid binding. Bases 632 to 1291 code for a protein of 219 amino acids. The transcript has 2 exons.